CGCCGUCGUCCACGUCGAACACCAGUACCCGAGUGGAGGAAACCAGCUCGGAUGAUGAUGACGAUGCCGAUGACAGCGGCCAGCAACAUUCGGCGGCCAAAAAGCUCAAGUUGAGCAUCGAGGCGUUAAAUAGCUUGCCGUCGACUUCGAGAGGAUUCCCGGGGGCCGCCAGUAGUGCUGCUAACGGGGAGGGCAGUAGUGCCAAUGCGUUACAACAAUGGUGCGGGGCCGAGUGGAUUGUGCCAUGCGCGGCGAACGGCGCUGAUUGCUGCGGGCAGUAGUAGCACCUAUUCCGCCAUGGAUACACCCAGCACGAGUACGGGACUGACCGGGAAUGGAAGAAAUCUGCUGUUCCACAUCGCCUCGGCCACCAACGACGACGAUGACGAUUCCGACGACGACCCAUCGAUCCCGGACCGGCCCCUCUCGCCGGACAACAUGCUCCGGGUGAUCACGUCUCCGAUCAACCACUUCGAAAUCCCAUCGAACUCGACCGCGGUCCUGACCGUGGAUCACAACGAUAACAAUAUCCUAGACCACAGCAACAAUAAUACUAGCUAUGUGAACCAUAAUAACAGUAGUAACAACAAUAAUAACAAUAGCACUAGCAGUAGAUCGAGUACCAUCCUAACCAAUAGCGUAAACUCGGACACUGCAACACAACAGAAUGGCUCCAAUGGAGCCGUCUCGAAGCGGUCCCACCAAGCGCAGAGUUCCCUUGCCACCACCCAGGACCAGAACGAAUCGUCCUCGUCGUACAACCAAGGUUACGACCAUACGUAUUCCAGUCGGUCCAACUCGCGCCUAUCCAGCAGCUACGAUUACGAUUGUUCCUCGAGUAACGACAGCUUCAUGGACUACUUCAUGAACAAGAAGAAACUGAUGGCCAGCGGUUCCGGUUAUCUGAACCAGGACCAUCCAUCGGCCGCGUCCGGUUCCGGCAGUGGCCGGAAGUUCCCCGACUACAACCGCGAACUGCUGAAUCACACCCCGGACAGUGGAAUCGCCACCGGACCGUGCAGUUCCGUGUCCACAAACGGCGGACUUCCGUCGGCGACCAAAUCGAUUCCCGGUGGCACUCCGGGCGGAGCCUCCAGCACUAACGGAAACUACCUCCCAAUGGAGGCUCGGCCCGGUACAAGUAGCAGCGGCGGAACCGGAGGUCAAGCGGCCAACGGCAACGGGCUGGUCGAUCUGGGUACCAAACUGUUCCAGCAAAAGGUGGCCCGGGUGAGGAAAAACUACCGCAAGCACUUCUGUGAUGACUCGGAUAGCGAGUGAGGGGACUGAGUAAGGACUGGAUUCGUUCUUUAAGUAUAACGCCGUCGUUACGUGAUUUUUUAAAAGUAUUUAGUAGAUAGCUUAGUGGUCUUAUCUCUGAUUUAAGAUUAUUUUUUAUGAUGAUAAGUUUGAAUUGGUUUUGCUUUUUACCUAAACUCAAUCUUUCGAACAUGUGUCGUUAAUUUCAUUUAUCGGAUUUAUUAUCUUAUUUCAACUAAAAGUAGUUCGUAUUCCAAUACUUGUACCAUUUAGGAAACUGCGAUAUGAAAAAAGUAAAGGUUGCAAAAACUAAACAUUUCACAAUUAUAAGUGGCAUAAGAAUAAAAUUCUUUCAACUAAUUGUCACCGAGUAGAGAAUAAUGAACAAGAAACUAAGAGAAUAUAACACUAUAGCACUAGGCGACAAAAUCAAAACGUUUUAUACGCAUUCUGACAAUUUGCAAUGAAUUUAAUAGAUUUUGAACCACUGUUUACAAACGUGUUCUCAUAAUUUUCGUAGCACGUACAGUUUUUGUGAAAAAUAGGUUUUUAUUCACAAAGGCAGUGCUUCGGAAAGUCGAGUGGGUUUCGGAAGCCCAAGCAAGCAGUUUCGAGGGUCAAAAUCAAUCGAAUACAUUGCGAAUGGUCAAAGUGCGUGAACCAGUAGUGUUGCCUAGUGCAAUGACAAGAGACUAACGUUUACUAUCAAAGCAAAACCCUAAUAUUAGCGAGUACGAUGUGUUUAAGUGAUAAAUCCUCAAACAGCAAACAAUACACAGGCACAGUAGGAAACCAAGGUGCAGAAGUAGACAUUUUACCAAUUUACAAUAGACAAUUAUCGAACCUAAUCAACAGCACAUACAAUUUGAUAGAGACACACACACUUCCAUACAAAUUUUGAGAAGGAAAGUUCUAACCGCAAAUCAUAGAAGCAAAACGUGUUGUAAGCCGUAUUCCUAAGAAUGAUUGUUACAAUUCACACUUCAUCUUAUAUGCGCAUUACAUAAAUAACCCAUCGCUGUGUACAUUAGGAAACCUACCCACACAACAACUAAUCAAACAAUUUUUACGUGUAUGCGUGUGUGGUUUAGGAAUUAAUACAAUAAAAACUAUAGCAUGUAAUCCGAGAUUUACAAAAAAAAAGCAGAAAAUAGGAAUCAGAACAAGAAUUGCUGCAAAGCUUGUCGCAUUAUAAUGGACGUAAAAUUACAAAUGAUUGAAAUAAAGAUACAGAAAUACUUUACA
This is a messenger RNA of Aedes aegypti (yellow fever mosquito), 2505 nucleotides long. RefSeq lists its product as uncharacterized. The record is from RefSeq and is a predicted model, not a curated record. Lineage: Eukaryota; Metazoa; Arthropoda; Insecta; Diptera; Culicidae. Bases 205 to 1281 code for a protein of 358 amino acids. The transcript is spliced from 2 exons.